UUCUAUCUGGCGCCGCUACUGACUAGCUUCUAGAUUCCGGGGGAAGCAGUUGAUACCUUCGGGACUCAGUUUCUCCUUUGUCAGGCUUCUGAAUUAAAGAGAUUUGGUGAGAUGAUUAAUUGAGAUGAAAGGGAGGUCUCAAGUCUAAAGAGCCAAGUUCUGCCCUGAUGGCAGAUUCUUCUAUAGUGAUUACCUUCCAUGAAAUGCAAAAAAGGGCACACAGCAUGGCCGAAAACCGAGAGCCCCGCGGGGUCGCCGAGGCUGAGCUGGACCCGGUGGAGUAUACCCUUCGGAAGCGGCUCCCCCACCGCCUGCCCCGGAGACCCAAUGACAUUUAUGUCAACAUGAAGACUGACUUUAAAGCCCAGCUGGCCCGCUGCCAAAAGCUUCUGGACGGAGGGACUCGGGGUCAGAACUCAUGCAGUGAGAUCUAUAUUCAUGGCUUGGGCCUGGCCAUCAACCGUGCCAUCAACAUUGCUCUACAGCUUCAGGCGGGCAGCUUCGGCUCCUUGCAGGUGGCUGCCAAUACCUCCACCGUGGAGCUUGUCGAUGAGCUGGAACCAGAGACUGAUACACGAGAGCCGCUGACCCGAAUCCGCAACAACUCGGCCAUCCACAUCCGUGUUUUCAGGGUUACACCCAAGUAAUCCAAAUGAGGAUGGCCACGUUGUCCACCUACCCUUACGUAGCUAGGCUCAAAUGUGGCUCUCCUUGUACUGAGUAUGGCCAAGGACCUCCUACCAGAGCCACGUAGGAGAAAACCUGCCCCCUUACAGCCUAGAGGACUCUGAACUGAGGGGGAAAGUACUGUCUCUUGUUGGGCCCAGGCCGUGGGUCUUCCCGAGUCUUUGCGGUCUGUAAGCUUUGUCAUCGACAAUAAAAUACUAAGUUGUGUUAGUAUGCAGCUACCCUGCUGUGGCUGUCUCUCCCCUGUGUAAAUUCUGUGUGUCCCUGGAAAGGGAGAGGAGAAAACUUUACAAGUAUUUAGGUACAGGAGGGAGCCCCAAGUGUUUCCUGCCUUUACAGAGAGCGUAGUCCACAGACGUUCGCGGAAGGUAUAAGAAAAUAAACUACAGCGCAAUGCAAAAACCUGA
This is a messenger RNA of Suricata suricatta (meerkat), 1094 nucleotides long. RefSeq names its product POP7 homolog, ribonuclease P/MRP subunit (gene POP7). Gene Ontology annotation, cellular component: nucleolar ribonuclease P complex; nucleus; ribonuclease MRP complex. NCBI's taxonomy places the organism in Eukaryota, Metazoa, Chordata, Mammalia, Carnivora, Herpestidae. Gene Ontology annotation, biological process: tRNA 5'-leader removal. Gene Ontology annotation, molecular function: nucleic acid binding. The record is from RefSeq and is a predicted model, not a curated record. The coding region runs from base 168 to 647 and encodes 159 amino acids. The transcript has 3 exons.